UAUUGCUACUUAUUAAUAUUAUGCAUAUUAUUUUCCGGAACUCAUUUAAAGCAUUUAAAUGAUUGAUUAUUAAGCAUCAAAAGAUCCAAUAUGUCGAUCCUUGUGUUAAUGAUAUUUUACCAUAAGAGAUUCGUUAUCUACAUUUCAUUAUUUCAUGUUAAAAAGAAUGAGGGCGCUGUAUGUACUCAUUUAUAACCUCAUUUUGAAAUGUUUCGGGAUCCUAGAUGCACAAAAUAUCGAAAACCUCGUUCGUUCCAUGGAACGCCAUUCGGUAAAUAUGUUACCGCAGCAGUUGGUAUUUCGUGUGGCAUUGUUUACGCAUUUUCGUAUGGUUUAUCUCGUCUACGAGUCAUACACGAAGUUAUAGAAAAGCUCAGAAUUGACCUAAAUUACAAUAUCAUUGGAAAUGAUAUAAUAGAAUGGCAUUUGGAACAAAAAUUAUGGGAACGAUUAAAAAUUAGAGAAGAAGAAGAAGCUAGAAAUAUAUAAUAAUUGAAUCUGUUGGAAAGAAAUAUAAUAUGGAUAUUGAAAAAUGUGAUAAAAAUGUACAGAAAACCGACAGUGAAGUUGGUACAUCUCUAUCUUUGGAUUCAGAUACAAAUAUAUCAGAUUUUAAAUCUCCAAAAAUAAAACCAAUUGAAAAAUUAAAACUGUUUAACUUCAAAUUAACGACUAAGAAGAAAGAUACAUGUAAAAAAACUAACUUAAGUAAAGGUUUAAAUAAGAAAACAAGUAAUCAGUUAAAAAAAAAUAUUUUUGAUGUUCAUACACGAACAGAAUCAAGUACAUGUAUAGAAAAAAGUGAAUCUGUAAAACUUUCAAAUGAUACAAAGGUAGCAUAUGUAUGUCCAUUAUGUUUUAAAAAUUUUAAAGAUACUAAUAGUAGGAUACUUCAUAUGAAAAAUUGUGCUGCAAAAAAUAAUGUUUCUAUGGAAAAAUUAUUACAAGCUAUGGAGUUACAAGAACGUCAAUCUGCAGAAAGAGUUUCUCUUGGAUUACUUGCUGCACCUGUGUUACAGAAUAAAAAACAGACUACUAUAAAUAAAAUGUUUUUGGCAAAGGAUCAUCAACUGGCAAAGGAUCAUCAACUGCAACUUGCUCUUGCACUUUCUAAAUCUCUUUAUGAAGCUGAAGAAGUAGGGAAUUGUAGUGAAAUAGAGGAUUUAGCUGAUAUAUGUUUAACGAAAGAUUCUACUAAGGAACUUUCAGAUAAAAAUUUAAUGGGAAAUGUUACUAAUCGAUUUCAAAAGAGAAAAAAGCAAACUUUUAUAACAGUAUUACAAACUCGUUCAAAAGAAGAAAGGGAUCGUUUAAUAACUGAAAAAAUAGCUGAGAUUUUAAUAGAUAGUGAAACACUUAAUCAGACCCAACAACAAACACAAAAUAAAUUCGAAAAUAUAAAAAGAAAUAAUUUGAGAAGUCAUAUCCUUAAAAAAUACUUAAAUUUGGAUAAUAAAUUAUGGAAUUCAGCAAUGUUACAGUUAAGUCAAGAAGAUUUUUAUGUCAUAAAUCUAUCACCAUAUAUAAUCCCAAGUACAAAACAAACAUUUAUGGAAAGUGAAAGUGAUUUAAAUAUCUCAAAUAAGUCUGAACAAAAAGAUUCAUUGCCAACUGAAUCUAAUUUACAUUCAAAUGAAAAAGAAAAUUCAAAUAUAUCACAAAAAGUGGAUAUAAAAUUAUUUCCAAAUACAGAAAAAGAGGAUAUUAACAUACAAUCGUCGAUUAAUACUCUAAUACUUGAUUGGGGAAAUGCAUUAAACAAUAGUUCAUCAAGUGAUACAAUAAUAUUUGUUAAUGGUGGUAAACAUAUUUGGGUACAUAAAUUGGUUUUUUAUAUACGCUGUUCUAAUAUUUUACUUGAUAUAAUUCCAAAUAACAAUACAGUUUACUCAGUUAAAGAAAUGAUUUGCUGGACUGAUGUAGAAUACCUUAUUGCUUUAGCAUUUUUAGAAUUUCUUUAUUGUGGAAUUAUUAAAAAGCAUGCAAUUUCCAUUAAUGACAAUAUUGCUAUAUCUUCUCUGGGACGUUUAGCAAGAAGAUAUAAAGUAAAAGAAUUAUUCACUUAUCUGCGUCUUAAAUAUUCAAAAAAUGAUAAAUUUGAUUUAUAUAAACAAGAUAUACAAGAAAUUUGUAAUAACAAUGAUAAGCAAAAUGAAUUUGUAGAAUAUAAUAUGCUAACUCCAAAAAAAGAUAUUAAUGAUGUUAAUUGUAGUAAUCAAAAUAUGCCUGAUAUUUCUAUAAUGGAAAAUUCGCAUGAUAAACAAUUAAAAACAAAUAUAAAAUCUCCAGAAAAGUGUGUGGCAUUUGUGGAUAGAGGAAACAGCAUGUCUCCAGAUAUAUUCAAUGAUACAAAUGAUGUUAAAUUAAAUCAUACAAAUGUGGAACAUUUAAAUAAAAAUCUUGAUAUAUUAUUCAGUCCAAUUCAAUGCAAUUCAAAAAAUAUUACAAAUCAAAUUUUAUUGUCGUCAACAAUAAAUAAAAGUAGAUCUCCUACUGAUGAAUGUGUACUUAAUGAAUCACUAAUAACGACUCCAAAAAGUGAUCCAAAUAUAGCAGAUAAAAUAAAACCAAAAAGUAAUCUUACAUUAUUUAUUGAAGAAGUUCAGAGAGAAAAUGCUAAAUCAGACUUUGCUUCAGAUUCUGAAAUAGACUCUUUAACUAAAUCGUUCAUUCAAUACAAUAAGAAUCCAUUUAGAAAGAAGGAUUAUGAUGAAUAUAGUAUUCUCGAUAAACUUUAUAAUUCUAAACUUUCUCCAGAUCAAUCAGAAAAGAAACAAAAUUGCUUGAGUAAACUUGAAAGUGAUAUGCAGAUUCAUGCUAAUGAAAAUCCACAGUUAUACAAUAUAACAAUAGAUAAAAAUCUUACUACACUUACUGAACAUAAUCAUACAGAUUUAUUAUCAUCAAUAAAAGAAAUUAAAACUAGUAGUACAUAUAAUGAUAAAAAUUUCUCAGAGAAAACUAUUCCAAAUUCACAAAUCAAUAAUGUCUCUAGAACAACAUCAUCCUGUUCAAAUAGUGAAAUGGAUAUAGAUAAUCUAGAUAUAUCUGGAAAAAAUAAAAGAAAAUAUACUGAUAAUAGUAUAGUUGUAUAUCGAUCUGCUUCGAAAAAAUAUAAAAAUAGUAUGACUGAAAUUAAAAAUGAUAAAAUAGAAAAUAAUAAGGCCAGUGUAUCAAACUCAGAAGAAGUUGAAGAUGAAAUAGAAAUCUAUGAUACUUUGUUAAAUAAUAGUUUUCGACAUAUAGAUGAUUUUAAAGAACAAGAUAUAGAUAAUUGUAAUAAUGAUAACUUAAAAACUCAAAUUACCAAUAAUGAAAGCUUUAUUAAUGAUUACUCCAAUAUUUUUAAUUUAGUUUCUCCUGAAAUAUCUGAUAUCGAAAAUCAGAAUGACAGUCCUUUUAAAUUAUCAACCAAUCCAGAUUCUAUUGUAAUAUCCUCUAGUUCAGAUACAGAUAUUAACAGUCAAGAUAUUAACAACUUCAAUAAAAAUGAUAACCUCAGUGCUCUAUAUUCAAAAAUACAAGAAUCUGACGAUGAAUUGCACUGUACUUUUUCGAAUGAAAUACAUUUUUCAAACAUUGAUACUCAUAACAGAAUUGAACAUAUUUCUUUACGUAAUAAGGCAUUGAACGUUUUUUCAAAAAAUACAAGAUCAAGUAAAAGAUGUAAAUCUGAAGAGAAUUUACAAAUUAAUUAUACGACUGAAGAAAAUGAUAAACCUGAUCAAUUCAAUAAUUUGGAUAGUCUUCGAUGUCAUAAAGAAGAUAACAACAAGUUGAUUAUAAAAAAUAGAUUAUUUACUAUAACUGAAAAUUAUAAUAUUUUAUCACCAAAUUAUGAUGUUAUGGAUACUGCUGAGCUUUACAAAGAAAUGCAAAAAUAUGGAUUAAAAGUACAAAACCGAAAUAAAACUAUUAAAUUACUAAAAUAUAUUUAUAACGAAUUACAUCCGACUAUCGAUUUAUAUGAAACAAUAGAUACAAGUGCUAAAAAUAUGUAUAACGAAUGUGAAGAGCCACAAAAAAAAAGACUAAAGGUAGAUAUUAAUUUAUCGAAUAAAUACAGUAACAUCGAACGUGAAUGUAAUAUAUUUCCCUUCAAAAAUAGGAGUUCAAGUGAUUAUUCCACAAGAAUGGAAACUGCAGCAGAAUAUAGUAACAAUAUUGAAAAUUUAAUUACAUUAAGUGAUUGUGUUACCAUAAAAGAAGCAUUUUCAAAGUUGAUAGAAUUUAAUAAAGAUUUACAUAAUAAAAUUUUACAAUAUGAACCAUUGAAUAUAGAAUUAUUGCAUCACAUGUUAAAAACAAAUGGUUUCAAGUGCAAAAUUAAUUCUCUCAUUGAUUUUUUGGAUGAACAGUGUAUCACAUUUUAUUUCCCAGAGAAUAAAACAAAAACCAAAAAUAGAAAAUAACGUAAUUA
Messenger RNA from Vespula pensylvanica (western yellowjacket), 4420 nucleotides. RefSeq lists its product as uncharacterized. Bases 519 to 4412 code for a protein of 1297 amino acids. NCBI's taxonomy places the organism in Eukaryota, Metazoa, Arthropoda, Insecta, Hymenoptera, Vespidae. Gene Ontology annotation, molecular function: enzyme binding. Gene Ontology annotation, biological process: resolution of meiotic recombination intermediates; DNA replication; meiotic DNA double-strand break processing. The transcript is spliced from 11 exons. The record is from RefSeq and is a predicted model, not a curated record. Gene Ontology annotation, cellular component: Slx1-Slx4 complex; nucleus.